Molecule: messenger RNA, 3417 nt
Organism: Didymella exigua CBS 183.55
Lineage: Eukaryota; Fungi; Ascomycota; Dothideomycetes; Pleosporales; Didymellaceae
Product: glycoside hydrolase family 31 protein
Exons: 5
Coding region: 50-3253 (1067 amino acids)
Biological process (GO): carbohydrate metabolic process
Molecular function (GO): carbohydrate binding; hydrolase activity, hydrolyzing O-glycosyl compounds
Source: RefSeq, a predicted model, not a curated record
CUUCCCUGCGAACAUCGUCAUAUCCUUGCAGCAGACUGCGGGGAAGUGCAUGAUGGUCAAUAAGCAGCACACAACCGUCAAGAUGGGACAGAGGUAUAACCUGCGUUGUCCCACGCUGUCAUGGAAGAGAGCAGUUGCAGCCACGAGCCUGGGUCUUCUCUCUCUUUACUAUCUCCAUCGCACCUUCCAGAAGUCACCGUCUGCGGCUGAACUUCACCAAGGCGCAGAAAUGGCUCCCUCAAGCUUUCUUCAAGCUUCAGCUCUGUUGACGUCGCUUGUGGCGUUGACGGCUGCGCAGAACUCAACGGCAACGCCAACUUCAGCUAGUGGCUGGAGCACGACGCUUGCUGGCACUCCCACGUUUUUCCAGCCUGUGUUCACCAUUCCUGCAUCUGCAGACCAAGGAGCAGAGCUCAUUGCCAACAUUCAAGAUCCUCAGGCUGUCAAUGCUCAGGAUGUCUGCCCGGGAUACAAGACCUCGCACUUGCAAGAGACCGAUGGCGGCAUCAGCGCUGUGUUGACCUUGGCGGGCGCGCCUUGCAAUGUCUACGGCAAUGAUGUUGAUGUGCUCAACCUCAAGGUUGAGUACCAGUCCAAGGACCGCUUGGCGGUCAAUAUCAGUCCAACAUACCUUGAUGCAUCGAACUCUUCACAUUACAUUGUUCCCGAGAGCUUGAUUCCCAGACCUCAGGCUGAGGAUUCACAUAAGGAUCUCGACCUUGCAUUUGCUUGGGGUGAUGACCCGUCGUUUUGGUUUACCGUGACCCGUCAGUCCAGUGGCGAUGUCAUCUUCACCACCAAAGGCACCCACCUGGUGUAUGAGGACCAGUUCAUCGAAUUUGUAAACACGCUUCCGGAGGAUUACAACCUCUACGGCCUCGGUGAACGCAUCCACGGACUCCGUCUGAACAAUAACUUCACUGCGACCAUCUACGCUGCAGACGUGGGUGACCCAAUCGAUCGCAACAUCUACGGAAGCCACCCGUUCUACUUGGAGACUCGCUACUUUCCGACCGGCGGCAAUGGCACCAAGAAGCCGCUCAAGCAAUCCGAACUCAACGACGGAAACGGUGGAUACCCCACCGGUGGCAAGGGUUCCGGCUUUGAAUCUUAUUCUCACGGUGUCUACCUCCGCAACUUGCACGGCAUGGACAUUGUUCUCAAGCCUACCAAUCUAACCUGGAGGAGCCUAGGAGGCAGCAUCGACCUCUUCUUCUUUGACGGUCCUACUCAGCCCGAGGUCACCAAGCAGUACCAGACUUCUGCCAUUGGUUUGCCCGCCAUGCAGCAAUACUGGACCUUUGGCUACCACCAAUGUCGAUGGGGGUACAGCAACUGGACUGAGCUCCGGGAGGUUGUCGAAACACUCCGGAACUUCAGCAUCCCCAUGGAGACUAUCUGGCUCGAUAUCGACUACAUGGACCAGUACCGCGAUUUCACUCUGGAUCCCAUCACAUUCCCUGCUUCUGGAGUCAAGGAUUUCUUUAACUUCCUACACGGCAACAAUCAGCACUUUGUGCCCAUUGUCGAUGCUGCUAUCUAUAUUCCCAACCCGACCAACGCCAGUGAUGCGUAUGACCCUUACACUCGUGGUAAUGACUCGGAUGUGUUCCUCAGGAACCCUGAUGGCAGCCAGUAUAUUGGUGCUGUGUGGCCUGGUUACACUGUAUUUCCCGACUGGCUGUCCGCGAACGGUGUUUCCUGGUGGGUCAAGGAGAUGGUUGAAUGGCAUAAGAGCGUUCCAUUUUCCGGCUUCUGGACAGACAUGACCGAGGUUUCGUCUUUCUGUAUUGGCUCAUGCGGUACUGGAAAUGUCACGCUAAACCCUGUUCACCCACCUUUCUCGUUGCCAGGCGAGGUCGGCAAUGUCAUCUACGACUACCCGGAGGGUUUCAACAUCACAAACGCGACUGAAGCUGCAUCAGCCUCUAUCCUUUCUGCCAGCCAGGUGGCCGCUGCAUCUGCUACCACGGUCAGCUCCGUCUCUGCUGAGUACCUCCGUACUGUGCCCACACCUGGUGUCAGGAAUAUCAAUCAUCCACCUUAUGUCAUCGAUCAUGUUCAGGGCGAUCUUGCUGUUCACGCUGUCAGCCCUAACGCGACUCACCAGAACGGCGUCGCUGAGUACGACGUCCACAAUAUCUGGGGCCACCAGAUCAUCAAUGCUACUUAUCAAGGUCUUCUCUCUGUCUUCCCCGGCAAGCGUCCUUUCAUCAUUGGCCGCUCCACCUUCGCUGGUAGCGGCAAGUGGGCUGGUCACUGGGGAGGUGACAACGCGUCGAAGUGGUACUACAUGUACUUCUCGAUCCCGCAGGCGCUCUCUUUCUCGCUAUUCGGUAUUCCCAUGUUCGGUGUCGACACUUGCGGCUUCAACGGAAACACCGACUCAGAGUUGUGCGCGCGCUGGAUGCAGCUCUCAGCCUUCUUCCCCUUCUACCGCAACCACAAUGUCCUGUCUGCAUUGCCUCAGGAGCCCUACCGCUGGGACAGUGUGGCUUCUGCUUCGCGCACUGCGAUGCAUAUCCGUUACUCCCUCUUGCCGUACAUGUACACCCUCUUCCACGAGGCUCACACCACUGGCUCCACAGUCAUGCGUGCUUUGGCGUGGGAGUUCCCCAACGAGCCCCAGCUUGCUGGUGUCGACACCCAGUUCUUACUCGGCCCCAACAUUCUCGUCACGCCUGUUCUGGAGCCUCAGGCGGACACUGUCCGCGGUGUCUUCCCUGGUCUCGUCGAUGGCGGGUCGUGGUAUGAUUGGUACACUGGCGAGAAGGUGCAGGCUGAGGCUGGCGUCAACACCACCAUCUCUGCGCCUCUCGGCCACAUCCCCGUCUACAUCCGUGGCGGAGCGGUGCUCCCAACCCAGGAGCCUGGCUAUACUACGACCGAGUCGCGCAAUAACCCCUGGGGUCUCAUCGUUGCUCUUUCCGAUGAUGGCAAUGCAUCAGGCUCUCUCUACAUCGACGAUGGCGAGUCCAUCGAGCAGGAGACCACUCUGGAGAUCUGUCUCACUGCUCGAGGCGGCUCGUUGAAGGCUGAUGUUCAGGGCGACUUCAAGGACACUAAUGCCUUGGGUAAUGUCACCAUCCUGGGUGUCCACAGCGCCCCUACUCAGAUCAAGUUGAACGACCUGGCCGUUGAUUCGUCAAAGGUCGCGUACAACGCGACAGCGAGCACUCUGAAGCUGUCUGGCUUGAAUGACCUGACCAGCGGCGGUGCGUGGCAGGGCAGCUGGACAUUGAGCUGGGCUUAGCCUUGAAAUGUGAGAAAAAUAAAGGGCCAGGUAUAAUAGUUAGGAAACACUAAGUUACUGGAAUACGAUAUUAGUUGAACACGAAGUAAACUAAGCGUCUCCUCGUAUGCAUCACAGCUUGAAUCCUCGACAAUGUUUGUAAACAACAACAAUUAAUUGAUGUA